ACUGUUCCUGAAAUUCUAGAAGAUGAAUGGUUCAAGAAAGGGUACAAACCGCCCCAAUUCGAGCAGGAAGAGGAUAUAAAUCUCGAUGACAUCGACAACGCCUUUAAUGACUCAACGGAAAAUCUUGUAACAGAAAGGAAAGUGAGACCUGUUUCGAUGAAUGCUUUCGAGCUCAUCUCCAGGUCGCAAAGCUUUAGUCUAGACAAUUUGUUUGAGAUGCGUCCUGCGAAGCGAGAAACCAGUUUUGCUUCCCAAUGUCCUCCGAACGAAAUCAUCUCCAAAAUUGAGGAAGCUGCAAAGCCUCUAGGUUUCAAUGUUGACAAGCGAAACUAUAAGAUGAAGUUGAAAGGUGACAAAAGAGGGAGAAAGGGACAACUAUCCAUAGCUACCGAGGUGUUCGAAUCCAGGUUGCUCCCUGCUUACAUGUGGUGGAGUUCCGGAAAACCGGCGGAGACACAUUGGAGUUUCACAAGUUCUACAAAAACUUUUCAUCUGGAUUGAAUGAUAUAAUCUGGAAAACUGAUGGAAUUCCUGAAGAAAAGAGAAGUGCGUGGGCAUUAAAUGCAUUUAAUUCCAA
Hibiscus syriacus is the source of this 577-nucleotide messenger RNA. Its product is annotated as CBL-interacting protein kinase 9-like. NCBI's taxonomy places the organism in Eukaryota, Viridiplantae, Streptophyta, Magnoliopsida, Malvales, Malvaceae. The transcript has 6 exons. Gene Ontology annotation, biological process: signal transduction. Bases 157 to 501 code for a protein of 114 amino acids. The record is from RefSeq and is a predicted model, not a curated record.